GCGGGCGUCUGUUUGGUGUCUGUUGGAGGCGUUGCUCUUCGCCUUUCUACCUCGCGCAACAUGUCGGGCCGCGGCAAGACCGGCGGCAAGGCCCGCGCCAAGGCUAAGUCGCGCUCGUCGCGCGCCGGCCUCCAGUUUCCCGUAGGCCGCGUGCACCGGCUGCUACGGAAGGGCCACUACGCGGAGCGGGUCGGCGCCGGCGCGCCGGUGUACCUGGCGGCGGUGCUCGAGUACCUCACCGCCGAGAUCCUGGAGCUGGCGGGCAACGCGGCCCGCGACAACAAGAAGACGCGGAUCAUCCCGCGCCAUCUGCAGCUGGCCAUCCGCAACGACGAGGAGCUCAACAAGCUACUGGGCGGCGUGACGAUCGCCCAGGGGGGCGUCCUGCCCAACAUCCAGGCCGUCCUGCUGCCCAAGAAGACCAGCGCCACCGUGGGGCCGAAGGCGCCGGCCGGCGGCAAGAAGGCCACGCAGGCCUCUCAGGAGUACUGAGGGGUGCCCGCGCCUCCGCAGGCCGCUCCCGGCCGCCCAGCCCUCCCCGUGCCAUCACAAAGGCCCUUUUAAGGGCCACCACCGCUCUCACGGAAAGAGCUGAGCCGCGUCGGGCCGCGGGACCGGGGACCGCCGCGGCCCCCCUCCCCUCGCGCCCCACCGCUAUCCGGAGGCCUCCCGCCCCCGCGCUCCCCACCCCCGCCCCCGCACGGCCUGCCGCGUCGGUCUCGGGUCGGGGCCGUGGCGAACCUGGGUUUGGCCCCGUCUUCGCCGGGAGGAGGGGCGGGUGACCCACCGUCCUCGGGGGUGUUCGUUCGCGACCCAGGGGCCGUGAGGCGCGGCUCGGGGGAAGCUGGAGCGCACCUGCCUGCCUGGCGUCUCGUGACUCAGCCGCCCCAUCCUCAGGAUUGCUGGUGGGCUGCAGGGAGGCCGCAGCAUCUUCCGGAGACUUGGUUUUCGGCUCUGACGUAGUGCUGAGGCGGCCAGCCCUGGAGCGACUCAAUUCAGCAAUCCAAGCACCUAGAUGCCAGCACAAGUCGGUUAAUCUCUGUCUGGACUGAGCUUCUGAACUGGAAUUUUGCAGCUAACCCAUCCAAGAUUAGAACCUUAGGUACUGGGGAGUUUCAAAUGGACUAAUUUUGUUUAUUAAAGGAUUGUUUUUUAAGAUGAA
Molecule: messenger RNA, 1162 nt
Organism: Cynocephalus volans (Philippine flying lemur)
Lineage: Eukaryota; Metazoa; Chordata; Mammalia; Dermoptera; Cynocephalidae
Product: histone H2AX
Exons: 2
Coding region: 61-492 (143 amino acids)
Biological process (GO): heterochromatin formation; DNA damage response
Cellular component (GO): chromatin; nucleosome
Molecular function (GO): structural constituent of chromatin; DNA binding; protein heterodimerization activity
Source: RefSeq, a predicted model, not a curated record